Messenger RNA from Odontomachus brunneus, 4192 nucleotides. Its product is annotated as solute carrier family 46 member 3-like. The coding region runs from base 1 to 1692 and encodes 563 amino acids. The transcript has 6 exons. The record is from RefSeq and is a predicted model, not a curated record. Gene Ontology annotation, molecular function: transmembrane transporter activity. Gene Ontology annotation, biological process: transmembrane transport. Lineage: Eukaryota; Metazoa; Arthropoda; Insecta; Hymenoptera; Formicidae. Gene Ontology annotation, cellular component: membrane.
AUGUCCGAGAUCACGACGACGAAAGGUGCGCCUGCUGGGGUCACACCCGAGAAAAAGCAAGCGAACCCCGUCGCUGAGAAGUCCGACUGCGCCGUUACCUGGAAGUCCAUGAGCGUACGGCAAAAAUGGUCCUUCCUCACCAGCAAUAUCACCGUCGAGCCGAUGGUCGCAUGCUACGUGAUACCGAGCGUGCUGUCCUCUUUGGCCGUGCAGAAUCUCAUUCUCGAAAAGGCGUGCCGUGUGAACCUGGCCUACCCGGACGAAGUGUGCUCCGCGUUGUCCGCCAGGAACACUACCGGCUAUGAGGCCGAGGAGACCGCCGUUCAACAGCUGGUAGCACGUAUGCAGACCUGGAAGACUCCGCUGCAAAGCGCCUUGCCGACCAUCCUCAUUCUGUUCAUGGGUGCGUGGAGCGAUCGCACCGGCCUGAGGAAGCCCUGCAUGCUAUUGCCGAUCAUUGGCGAGUUCUUCAGCAGCGUCACCCUCAUCUGCUGCACCUACUGGUUCUACGAACUACCCAUGGAGGCGGUCGUGUUAGAGGCGCUGUGGCCAGCCUUGGCCGGUGGCUGGUCCACCAUGUUCAUGGGCAUCUUCAGCUACAUAGCGGAUAUCACGUCCGUGGAGUCGAGGACGCUCAGAAUCGGUGCGGCCAACGUUUUCCUGUCGUUCGGCGUGCCGAUCGGCAUGGCCCUAUCCGGGAUACUCUACACGAAGCUCGGUUUCUACGGUGUCUUCAGCAUCACCAGCGUGUGUUACAUCCUGAGCUUUGUGUACGGCCUGGUGGUCAUCAAGGAGCCGCCACGAGUACUCGCGGAACGCGCGCGGAAGAAGGCCCUGCCGAGCAAACCUAAGCGGAUCUCGGUCUGCGCCUUCGUCAUGGACUUCUUCUCGUUACGGCACAUUGAGGAGACGUUUCGCGUGGCGUUCAAGAAAGGGGCCAACAACCGUCAGAAGAGAGCCAUCGUGCUCAUGGUCAUUGUUAUGGUCGUCAUCGGACCCCUUUACGGCGAAAUGGCGGUUCUGUAUCUUUACAUGCGGUACCGAUACAACUGGAACGAAGUGAAAUUCAGCAUGUUCUCCACAUUUGGCAUGGUAACUAAUCUGAUCGGAACCGCGGUCUCCGUCGGCAUCUUCAGUCACAUCCUCAAGAUAGAUGACGCGAUCGUGGGUAUAAUGAGCUGUAUGAGUAAAAUCUUAGCAAGUUUCGUGUACGCAUUCGCCGUUACGGACUGGAUGGCCUACGUAGCCGCUAUCGUGGAGAUUGUGAACGGAACAUCCAUUAUUGCUAUGCGAUCGAUAGCCUCUAAGCUCGUGCCUACGGAUGAACUAGGUAAGGUGAAUUCGCUGUUCGGCGUGUGCGAGUCCCUGAUGCCACUCAUUUAUGGGCCAAUGUACAGCGCCAUUUACGCGGCGACCAUGAACACAUUUCCGGGGACGUUCUUCAUCGCCGGAGGAUGCAUGACUAUGCCCGCCGUGUUCGCAUUCUUAUGGUUGUAUACGGAGCAUCGAAAGGAUCGUUUGCUGAGGGAACAGAAGGACCUGGAGGCUACGACCAACCACAAGAACGAGGACACGGCAGAUCACAGUUCGAAGACCUUGAAUUCCCGAAUCGUAGACACGCCGAAGAGCAUGCAGAAAGCCGAAAUGAUAAACGGUAUAGAUAACUCGGCCUUCGAAUCCGAACAGUUGUGAUCUCAUCUUCCUCCUUUUUAAUACGCAAAAACAAACGAGAUGUCGAUAAUACCUCAUCAAAAAAAAAGAACUGACGCAAAAAGGACCUUACGAGGUCGAUGCGUGAUAAGCGUCAUAAUCGCGCUGGUAAACUAACUAGUGAGUCGUCGAACUUACGUGAGUUAUCUUGUGAAAGAACACCAAAGUCUGCGAAACUUCAAAGCAAAUAGUGCAUCAAAAUUCGGUGUGCCUGACAGUUCCAGCGGAUCACGUUCGUCGGAGUUCGGGAAAGCAAAUUUUAUUCCGAGCCUACUUAGGAUUUAUUAGGGAUGACAAUUCGCGACUAAGAUUAUUCGGAACAACGCUUAGUAAAGCCUGUUCCGCAGCUUCUAGACUCCAGAAGGGUCGCGCGGGAAUAAAUCGGGACUCGAAACUACUAAAUUUUUUUUUUCAGAUUCCACGCAACUGCUAACGAUCGUCAUCUCCACAGAGGUGACGACAAUUAAGAUUCAAUUUAGGAUGUAAAUAAAACAAAAAACCUCAUUGACUCUCUUCUCGAUCGUCCAUGACUUCACUUACUGCAGCUUAUAGAUUCCUUUCCGAGCAUUUACGCAAUAUGUAAGACGUUCCGAAUAAAGGAUAACCACCGGUCUAUUUUUAAUAUUUAACACUUGUCGUUAAGGUAAUAAAGUGAUUAUUGUGUAAGAUUUUGCAACGUACGAUUAAAUCAGUCAUCUUAGAAAGGACAGAUUAUUCGAUUCUUAUUUUUUAGGGAACAUGAGAAAUAUUCGAUAGCAAUAACUCCCAGCCAUAAAACUUUUAUCAGCUUUUUAUUAUAUUCGUUGUAUUUUUUACUCUGUUUCUACUACAAUAACUGAAAUAUCUUCUAUACAUAAAUACGGAAAUCUAUUUUCAAAUAUUUUUUGGGCCCUUUUUAAGAUGAAGGAUUCAAUUAUGUAUAAUAUAUUACAUGUACGUAAUAUAAUUUCCGUUGCAAAUAUCUCGCAAUCUUGAAUAUAUUGCUUGCUUAAAAGUGCGUCUUUAAUGAGUCAAUUACACGCGACAAGAGCGUCGUACGUGGACACAUUAAACGUGAUACUCAAAUUUUUAUUUAACGAUUCAUAUCCUUUAUUUCGGGUACUAGUACAAACUGUACUUAAGCGAAUUACGACGAGAGCGUGAAAGAAAUAUGUGCGUCACAGACACUCACGUCGCGACGCGUUGGUUAUUCAGUUUCCUACCAUAUGAACUCUUAAGAAGAAAUUUUGAAUAAAAUUUGGAUCCCAUUUUUUUAUUCAAGAAAAUUCUAUAGAAAGCACGCUGAUUGCGCGACAAUUAGACAUUGUAAUUAAGGGAUUUUGAAUUUCAAUGAAGUUAUAUGACUAACAACGUUAUAUAGCUAACACGCAAGCCUCGUUUUCGAUUAACUUUAAGCGUGGAAUUUACUUUAAUGCAAAUUUUAUUUAAGAUUUAAUUCAUGUAUAUGCAUAUACCAUAUAAUAUAAACCGAAAAUUGACGAAACUGAAGAAUAUACUUAUAGUCGAUUUUGUGAAAAACCCUUCCUGCAAAUGAAUCUCACAGAUUCAAAGUUGAAUUCAGUUAUUAAAGUUACUCCGCGAAUCUAUAUGAAAAUUAAACGGUUUGAUAACCCGUUCAUUUGCCUCGAGCAAUUUUGAAUCUUUUUUACGUACACAUAUUCCCGUACACAUAGUCUAGUUUUACAUAUAUCACAAGUUUAUAAUUUCGUAUUAUAAAUUUACAAUAGUUAUAUUAGAUGUGAAUAAAAUAUAAAAUAGUAUACGUUAAUUUCAUUGUUCUAACUAACCAAGUUACGACGUGUCAGAAAUCAUGGUUUUUACUUCCCAGACAGCACAAGAUUUCCUGAGGACAUCCUUAGGACGUCCUGAGAACGAAGAAAUGUCUUCAGGACUUCCUCAGGAUGUUCUCUGGAUGUCCCAUGGAUAUCUGUGCUGUUAGGGUUACGUAUGUACUACAUAUGUACUAUGUAUGUAUUAAAUAUAUAUCAACCAUGAGAUAGACAUUAAAUUGAAGAGAUGGCAGAAAUAAAUAUCAAAGUAAUCAAAUAUCUACCUUAUUAUCAAAUAUCAAAUAUCUAUCUUAUUAUUUCUUUUAUUUUUACAAUUGUGAGAUAAAAUACCAAGAUAAUUUAAUAUAUCAAUGACAAAUGGCUCCGCAUUAAAAAAUUUACGUUCCAACAGCAUUUAUAUUUAAUACUUCCUCUCAUCUCUCUUUCUUUCUCUCUCUCCCUCUUUCUUUCUAUCUACCUAUAUAUCUCAUUCUCUAUACUAUCGUAGCAUUUAAGAGAGGAAACACUCCUUCUCUUUAUAUGUGAUAACUGACCAUCGACCUGACCGAUCGGUACACUCUUCAAAUAUUAAUUUAAUGCGACAUACUUUGGCAUUGUAUACAAUUCUACAAUUUAUAUAUUGCUUAUGAUAAAACAAUAUUUGAUGUUUGUACACACACAAUAAAAAAAUACAUAAUGAAAAAUUUAUUUAA